Molecule: messenger RNA, 1611 nt
Organism: Closterium sp. Naga37s-1
Lineage: Eukaryota; Viridiplantae; Streptophyta; Zygnematophyceae; Desmidiales; Closteriaceae
Source: the annotation of a GenBank genome assembly
AUGUUAUCUUCGCAGAAAGCAAACAAAGGGGAUAGUGGAUUGAGCGACUAUCGAACCAGCAGCACUACUUGGAUUGACCCCUCCAAAGACUUGAGUGCUGCUGGUAAGGUGUGCAUGAAGAUCCGAGGAUGUGCAAAGCUCAUAACGGGAAUCGUAGAUUUUGAACGGCUUGCCACGUCAGAGCUCCAGCUGGUGAAAUACGACGUGGGCCAGGAGUACAAGGCUCAUUAUGACGGCCGCAUGCUGCCAGAUGGCACGCUUGAAGCUCGUGGGACUUUCCUUGUGUAUCUGAAUGAUGGCUUCGAGGGUGGAGAGACGUACUUUCCAAACGUAGGCAUCAAGGUGAAGCCAGAGAGAGGGAAAGCUAUUCUCUGGUAUACACAUUUGACAGAUCAAGGCAUUGAGGAUAGUAGCCUGAUGGCUUAUUCUUCUGACUAUCCCUCGUAUGCUGAGGCUGUGGCCUUCUGGGAGAAAUGUGGUGUGCUGCUGCAGAUGAAGCGUUAUUCUCCGAUCCCUGCAUCUGCAGAGUACCCUACGAUCGCUGAAAUCUUUAGCCUUUGGAGGAAUCGGGCUGCAAAGGUGCAGGAGCAGCGUCGUGCUCUGUUCUUCUCCCCAGCUCACUAUCCGGUUGUCGAUGAGGCGGACUCGUGGAGCACGUCUCAUGCGGACCAGGAAGAGCAUCAAGCUGAAGCACAGGUUGCAGAGGAGGCGGACUCGUGGAGCACGGAUUAUGAGGACCAAGAAGUGUUUCAAGCUGAAGCAGAGGUUGCAGAGGCGACGUACUUGCUGUUUAUGGCUGCAGAGGGCGAUGGCUCGGAGGAUGACUCGGAUCUGAGCAGCAUCUGCAGCACUGAUGCCAAGUUCUUCGGUUCUGAAACGUCCAAUACCAGCAGUGGCUUCAGCGACAGCAGCUGCAGCGGCCAGAGCUCCAAGGAGGAGCCUUCCACUGCCAUUGCUGUCAACAGCCUCUGCUGCCGUGACUACAGGCUCAACUGCGUCAAUGGCUGGAUCGAGUCGUUGCUGCUAAACCUUCUUCUGCUGCUGAGCUCUUCUCUAGUGAGCACGAAGGUGGUCUCUUCUUCGGAUCUUGCAUCAAGGAUGGGAGUGUUUGUGUCACUUUUGAGGAUUCUCUUAAGUGACGCAAGCACAGCUCAGGGCUUGGUUACGAGGCCGCCUGCAGCCAUUUGCAAGCUGCUACCGUCUCGGAUUCCCAAACCUGGCAGCACACGAGCAGCAGGAGCAGCGGUUUCUGUGGAGACAGCAACCUUGACUGAUUCUGUUGAAGGCUUCAAGGGUGGGGAUGGGUCAGCAGCAGCAGCGGAAAGCACGAUGCAGCAGGACCCGAUUGGAGGUGUGAUGUGUGGAGAAACGACAGAGGAGGGAUCAGAAGCACCACAAAGUGAGAGGAGGCAGGUUUUGGUUCAGCAGCAGCACAGAGUAGGAGGCAGGAGGGUCGGUUUGGAGGUGCGAGUUCCGGAAUGGGGAAAGUGGCGUCUAGAGCGUUGGUUUCUCUUCCUGCUGGAGCUCUCAGGGAAGGUUCAGCAUCAGCAGCACCAAGAAAGAAGCAGCAGGGAAGAGUUGCAGGGGUGGGAUCUGGAGCGAGGGGAGUAG